AGACAGGCAGGCAUAUCAACGACAGCUUCAGUUGGGUCUUGGCGUCAUCACUCGUGUCUAGGAAGAAGGAAGAGGAGACUGAAAAAACAACAGAAUAGAGAAAGGAAAAGAAAACCCAGACCCACACCCACACGGACCACGCGAGGGGAAGCCCCACCACCAUGCCAUCCGCCGUCUGCUUUCUGCUCCUGCUACCGCUGCUAGCACUCCUUCCCAAGCCAGGCAGCUGCUCCUGCGGGGACGCUUUUCAGUUGCAGUGUCAUUCGAGCGACCACUGUGUGUGGAUCUGGGAAAUCUGUGACGGGAUCAAUGACUGCGAGGACAACUCGGACGAGGAGGAGGGGCUCUGCCGGCUACGAGGCGUAGUGGACGAAGCUACGAGGCGUAGUGGAGGAAGGCAGCCGAGGCACACGUUCCCAUUUCAUUGUCAUUGUAAGUACUAUUUUGCACCACGGGAGACAAGUUUGUUGACAAUGCCGCACGUGUCAUUUGACUCCAUAUAUGAUUAUCUUAUGAAGGGUGUGUGGCCCCCUAGUGUAUGUACCAAAGGCGAAAAAGCCAACUUCCGCAAGGCAUGUAGGCCCUUUGCAGUAAAGGAUGAAGAGCUAUUCUACAAGAAGGUAAAAAAUGACGAGACUGGAGAGAAAGUGGAGGCGUGGAAGACUAACGAGUGUGCAGCCCAUCGAGCCAGGUGUACCCGGCAUGGUGGCUCCAGAUGCCUCCCCAUCAGCCUCUACUGUCUUUCAAAGGACCCGCCGUGCAAGGGCACCCUGGACAGGCGCGUGUGUGUGCCCACAGUCCUGCCCUUCACCAACCAGUCCCGGCAGGAGAUGGAGGAGUGGGCUGAACACUUCGAGCACAAACUGAGCCUCACCAUCAGCCACCCGGACUGCCCCAAGCUGUACACCCGUGUGGGCAGCCUCUGUUUGUCUGUGUUCUUCAUGGUCACGAUGGACUGGCUCGAGGCUCGCACGUUCUGCCGCACCAUUGGGGGUCACCUGCUUACCCUGGGCCAGGACGCUGCCGCCUACGCCACCCUGCUACAGCACCUAGCCGCCAGCGGGGUGACGGAUGACUUCUGGAUCGGUGGUCGGCGGUUCUUCAACGAGACGGGGUGGCAGUGGUUGGAUGACACACCAGUCCAAAUGGGCUUCCCCUACUGGGCUGUGAGACACGAAGCGCACUGCAGGCCACGAACACUCCCUGACCUGGACAACCAAACCACCUUGGCGAACGACGGGGCCUGUUACCUCUACCAGCAAGCGCCACCGAGAAGCACCCACCGCCACUGCCUCGCCGCCACCUUCAGACACUACUGGCACCUGAGCGACGAGGACUGUGGCGACAAGAAGAGUCCGCUGUGUGUCCGGCCGGAGGAGCGGAAGGAGGAGAAGCAGGCGAUCUAGUGUAGGGUUCAGGGUUCGAGUCCACGUCCCAAGUCCUUCAUUCCUUGUUUUUGAGUUGGCUCGCAGUACAGUUCAGUCGAUAAGAGAGUAUCACGACACCUCUCCACCCAAAAUUGACCUCCCUUAUUGCCUCUCGUUUGGUAUUCUUUUGUUAGAGCAGCGGCUAGCGGGCCUUUUUGUCCUGUUUUUGUUUCUUUGCCCUUAAGCUGCUUCCCUUGCUGUAAAAUAAAAAAAAAGUAGGUUGUUUUCUUUCUUUCAGUCUUGCCGAAGAAGAAUCUGAAGGUGGUCUAGUGCAGGUUCAAGGGUCCAAGUGUCUUUCCUUCCUUGUUCUUGAGUUGGUUCUUACAGUUUCAGUCGACAUGCAAAUAGUGGCAAUAAUUCAUCGGCUGUUAUUAUUUAUUUAUUUUUACAGCAGAGGAGUCAGUUCAACGGCAUAAAAAAAGGAAACAAAUAUGAAAAAAAAAAGCCCGCUACUCACUGCUCCUAAAAAGAGUUAGAGGAGUGGCCGAAAGAUAGAUCACUUUCGGUAGGAAAGGUGUCCUGAUACCCUCUUCUUGAAAGAGUCCAAGUCGUAACCAGGAGGAAAUACAGAUGAAGGAAGAUUGUUCCAGAGUUUACAAGCGUGAGGGAUAAAAGAGUGAAGAUGCUGGUUAACUCUUGCGUAAGAGAUUUGGACACACACGACAUGAGUAGAAAGUCGUGUGUGGCGAGGCCGCAGGAGGGGAGGAGGCAUGCAGUUAGCAAGUUCAGAAGAGCAGUCAGCAUGAAAAUAUCGAUAGAAGAUUGAAAGAGAGGCAACAUGGCGGCGAAAUUUAAGAGGUAGAAGAUUAUCAGUAAGAGGAGGAGAGCUGAUGAGACGAAGAGCCUUAGACUCCACUCUGCUCAAGAGAGCUGUGUGAGUGGAGUCCCCCCAUACGUGAGAUGCAUACUCCAUACGAGGGCGGACAAGGCCCCCCGUAAAUGGAUAGCAGCUGUGCGGGGGAGAAGAACUGGCGGAGACGGUACAGAACGCCCAGCCUCGAGGAAGAUGAUUUAGUAAGAGAAGAGAUAUGAAGUUUCCAGUUGAAAUUUUGAGUUAAGGAUAGACCGAGGAUGCUUAGUGUUGAAGAAGGUGAUAACUGAGUGUUGUCAAAGAAUAGGGGAUAGUUGUUUGGAAGAUUGUGUCGAGUGGAUAGGUGGAGAAACUGUGUUUUUGAGGCGCUGAAGGGAACCAAGUUCUUCUUGCCCCAAUCGGAAAUAAUAGUAAGGUCUGAGGCUAAGCGUUCUGCAGCCUCCAGCCUGGAAUCGUUUAGGUUCUGUUCGGUGGGUUUUCUAUUAAAAAGAAGUUGAGUAAUGCAGAUAGAGUCAUCGGCGUAAGAAUGGAUAGGAAAGCUCGUUUUGGAAAGAAGAUCAUCAGUGAACAACAAAAAGAAAAUGGGAGAUAGGACAGCACCCUGCGGAACACCACUAUUAAUAGGUUUAACGGAAGAACAGUAACCGUCUACCACAGCAGAAAUAGAACGGUCAGAAAGAAAACUGGGUAUAUAGCUACAGAGAGAAGGAUAGAAACAGUAGAAGGGCAGUUUGGAAAGCAAAGAUUUGUGCCAGACCCUAUCAAAGGCUUUUGAUAUGUCCAGCGCAAGAAUUUUACAUAGUUGGUAGAGUUAGGCGAGAGUUAAACAGCACAGAUGUAUUUAGUAAUGGAGUAACAAUGAAGUCUUAGCCAGAUGGUCGUGUGCACGAGAGCAAGUGAUGUCGUUACGCACGUAGGCGCGACAUCCAGCUUUGGAUUGAAAUUUAGAAUAGAUAUAGUAGGAGGGAACAGAGUAGAGAUUGCUGUCAGUAGCCGCAGAGACCUGUUUUUCGGUGAGGAAGAGAAGGUGAGGUUUAGAGAAGGAGAGACGGUGCUCCACAGAAUGGAAAUUAGAACGGAGACCGCGAAUGUUGCAGAAAUUGAUAAGAAAAAGGUACGAGGAGUUAUCAAGACACCUCUCAAGUCGGCAGCCAGAAGGGGAGUCUUCCCUGGGGGAAUUUGUGCCCCCCCCCCCCCCCAGGCGGGGACUCCGAGGCUCAGUGAUCUGUAGCCAUUUUGAAUUUGUAAAAUUUUGGGAGACGGUGUAUAUGUUGUGUGAGAGAAUGUCUUUAGAGAGCAUGCUGAACUAUUCUCCGGUGUAGAUGAGACAAUAGGGAAACGGAGAGUGAGAACAUGGGGUCUGUUUGGAGGGCUUCAGCACCCUCCUCGCUUCCCAUAUAUACCUCACCGGGAGUGGCUUACGCCCGUUUCGGUAGGAGUCUUCUUACCUACUUGUGGAUAUUUUUCAUCGCAGGCAAUAAAGCAGCCAUUUACGAUGAGGACCGAACGUCUCAACACAAAUCUGACGGUACUUGACCACAUAAUACAUGAUCAAUGAGAGCGCUCCUAUCUCUUCAUAACUGCCAUGCUUCCAAUAAACCAGUCAGCAUCACGGGGCUGUCAGGCUCCUAUUGGCUUUUCCUAAAACAGGGGGGACUCUCGCCAUCCAAAGGUGGCGAGACUGUAGUCUUAGGCCACUCGAAGGUGACUUUAAAAUCCCAGUUGGUAGGGGCGAAUACGAACCCGCAUCAUCCAGAGCGUGAAGAACGCGAGACUGGCAUGUUAACCACUCAUCCACCGUCUGUUUAAGCUCUAAUGUCGACGCGCAUUAAUUCAUGGUCGCAAGAACCAAGAUGUUUUCCUAAUGUAACAUUACUGACCAGAUUAUCUUGGGUUGCAAGAAUAAGGUCGAGUGUGUUAUUUUGUCGUGUUUUUUCAGUAAACAUUUGACUUAAGUAAUUAUCCUCUAAAAAUUCAAUCAUUCUA
Messenger RNA from Eriocheir sinensis (Chinese mitten crab), 4224 nucleotides. RefSeq lists its product as uncharacterized. The transcript is spliced from 10 exons. NCBI's taxonomy places the organism in Eukaryota, Metazoa, Arthropoda, Malacostraca, Decapoda, Varunidae. Gene Ontology annotation, molecular function: protein binding. Bases 162 to 1406 code for a protein of 414 amino acids. The record is from RefSeq and is a predicted model, not a curated record.